AUGAAGAUCCAAAUGAGGUUGCGGUGUCAGGUCGUGUUGGUGUUAAGUUUCAUUGGACUGUCGUCGGCCGAAGAUGAUUACGAGAACAAAUUAACAAAAUUAUGGUCCCUGUCAAGUGCGUCGACGAGCGACGGAUCAGCUGUUGUGAAUGUGACCAGUGCUUCGAUCCUGAUCCAGCCAACAAGCUACAGCAACGAACCGAUCCCAGCGAGGACAUCGAGGGAAUCAAAACUCCCGUAUUCGUACAAAAAGUACGCGUUUCGGCCAAGAGCGAUACCAUUAAGAAGCGAACCUCAGGAAGAAAAAACUGUCUAUUAUUCACAGGACAAUGUGAACAAGUACAAAUCUGAAGUGCUUUUCCCUGGUAAUUAUUUCCCAAUUGCCAAAGAGAAAAGCAAUGAGAAUCUCACCAGGGAUUCUUAUAACCCUUUGGAGGGAGGUCCGUUCCACCCCAAGUCCAUACCACUGAUGAGAGGGCAGAUGUUUGAGAAGAGGUCACUGGACGACGAUGAGGAACCAAUAAUCGAAAAACCUGAAGGGUUCUCGGAGGCCGUUGCAUCGAGGAGGUCUAUUUCGGAUAUCUUAGGCGUCGAUGAGGACGAGGAUUAUCAGACCGAAGUUGAAGAAGAAGAAGACGACGAUGAAGAAGCUGUGAAGGGACACAAAGGACCCCACGGCAUUAAAAACAAGAGGAAAGGAUUAAAGAAGGGGAAGAAACAACUAACCAAGUACAUGCUACCACUUCUACUGGCCUACAAAUUGAAGUAUUUUGCACUGGUCCCGUUACUGAUUGGAGGUCUUGUGCUGCUGGUUGGUGCGACGGGCCUGGCAGGGUUCUUCUUUGCACUGUUCGCAGCAGUAAUGGGACUACAGAAGGGAGGAUAUUAA
This is a messenger RNA of Pectinophora gossypiella (pink bollworm), 888 nucleotides long. RefSeq lists its product as uncharacterized. The transcript has 2 exons. The coding region runs from base 1 to 888 and encodes 295 amino acids. The record is from RefSeq and is a predicted model, not a curated record. NCBI's taxonomy places the organism in Eukaryota, Metazoa, Arthropoda, Insecta, Lepidoptera, Gelechiidae.